This is a messenger RNA of Cherax quadricarinatus, 2661 nucleotides long. The record is from RefSeq and is a predicted model, not a curated record. Lineage: Eukaryota; Metazoa; Arthropoda; Malacostraca; Decapoda; Parastacidae.
AGGUGUGAAAACCUUCCGAUCAUCUAUAGGGUUCACAAAGAUUCUUACAUAAAUCAAGUUCUCUUUCAAGAUUGGUUUUAUAAUCAUUUUGUUCCAGAAGUCAAGAAAAACUUCAUAAAAACGGGUCGUCCAGCAGACAGUACGGCACUGUUGUUGCUCGACAAAAGUAACGCUCACCCUAGGCUGCAAGAUUUACGCAGCGGUAAUAUCUUUGCAGAGUUCUUGCCUGACAGUAAAACUGGUUUAAUACAACCGAUGGAACAAGGAGUCGUUCAGGACGUCAAAGCUCGUUACAGGAAAACUUUUAUACGGAGGUUAAUCGCACACAACGGAAGUAUGGAAGAAUUUAACAAAAGUUUCACCAUUAACGAAGCAAUUUCUGACAUUACAAAAGCUUGGGAACUUGUUACAAAUUCAAGUUUGAAAAAAAGUUGGAGAAAACUCUGGCCCGACAUUUCUUUUAUUGAUUCUGACGACGAGGAAUUUGAAGGUUUUAAACCAAAGAGAAUAAGUAAGAGGAACUCUCUGAAACAAGAAAUAUUAGAUGACGUUAAAGUUAUCGAGGCUCCAGAAGUGAAGAAAAUGUUUGAGUCGGAGAACCUGGAAGAGUCCAUUGAUAAGUGGCUAGACUGUGACGAUGCUGCCCCAACAACAGAUCGUCUAACUGAUGAUGACCUGAUUAGCAUCAUUGAGAAUGCUAAGAAGAGCAUUGAGAGCGAUCCCGAUGAUUCUGACGGUCACGAGGAAAUUCCUCCACCGACCCUGAAGGAGAGUUUGAAGAGUGUGAAAGACCUGAUACGUUUCAUGGAGUCCAAAAACAAUUUUUCCCCGGAACAAGUCAUUAGUCAGUACCAGAUACAGAAGACACUUUUGUCAAUUAAGAUAAAAGCACUCAAAAAACAGUCCUUAAUUAAAAAAAAGCAAAGCUUGAAAAAGCGUAAUAAAAAGCAAACCUUAAAAAAGCCCAUUAAAAAACAUUCAAAACGAGCACGACGCCCUCUGUCCCGUCCAGCACGAAGCGCUGCUAGUUCUACCACAUCACUUUCUGUGAAAGACGAUGUUCAUGAAGAUUCCAAAAACCACAAUAAGGGCAACUUGAUUGAUGGGAAAGAUGGUGUGCCAUGCUCUGUCUCGGCGAGGAAGAACUCUGCCAAGUUCGGCAACUUUAAGACACCAGGUGUAAGCAACACUCGUCUCAAAUCAGCAGAUGAGAAUGACACUCGUGUCAGACCAGAGGAUGAGAAUGACUCGAAUGUCAGACCAGUGGAUGAGAAUGACUCGAAUGUCAGACCAGUGGAUGAGAAUGUCUCUCAUGUCAGACCAGUGGACGGGAAUGACUCUCGUGUCAGACCAGCAGAUGGGACUGACACUCAUCUCAAACCGGCAAACAAAAUUCACAGCCGUUUGAAACGGAAGAUUGACAUCCAAAAAUCAUCCACCAAGAAACUGCGAGUGAGGCCGUCGCCAGGAGGUGACAAAAGAGACGACUCGGGGACGCAUGUCAUCGACGCCUCAACUGAAGAGAACAACGGUGUGUUGCGCUCUGCUCGGUUGAGGAAGAAGUCGACAAAAUUUGCUGACUUUCUCUCGCCGGAUGAAAUUGAUACACUCCUCAACCAGAAAAAUGAAAAGGCAGAAAUUCUGCAGAAAAAUGUCACACCAGAAGUUCCACGGAAAGCUGACAAAUCAAAAAUCUAUCAGAAGGCCAACAGUCCAAAAAUCUAUCAGAAAGACAGCAGUCCAAAUAUCUCACAGAAAAUCUACACACCAGCAAGAUACCAAAAAGUCAAUAAGUCACAAACCUUGCAGAAACCAAGACCCAGGCAGUCUAGGAGAGACGACGUCUGUGAUGACUCGAUGAGCAACAUACACGAUGACUUGAUUGAAGUGAAAGAUGAGCCACUCGAAGAAGAUUGGAUUGACAAUGAUGAUGGCUAUUACGACACCUGCAUUGAUGCCACAACGCAGACCAUACAACACAUCUAUUACACACUUAAUGCAAAUUUCCCACCACCAGUGUAAAUGCAUGAUGGCCCCUCUUAUACAGCACCUCAUUUUAGUGUUCCACAUUUCCAUUGGCUUCAAAUCAAGCCAUCAUUCAUUAUACAUAAAUAAUCUGUGCAUAGAAGAGAGGAGCUUACAGCGAUGUUUCGGUCUGACUUGGACCAUUUACAAAAUCACACUGGUCCAAGUCGGACUGAAACGUCAUCGUAAGCUCCUCUCUUCUAUGUGCGGGUUAAUUGUGUAUCGUUCCAGUCACGGUAUUGUGCCUUUUUUUGUUAUUCAUUGUUCAUUUUGUUCCAUCCACAUGUGAUAGUCACUGGUGGAUGGUACAAUGGCUUAGUUGAAAGCCAACAAAACUGUGGAACCGAAAAUAGGUGCUGUAUAUGGGGGGGCCCUCAUACACCAGGAGUAUACCUGGAGGAGGUUUCGGGGUUCAACACCCCUACGGCUCAGUCUGUGACCAGGUCUAGUGGUGGAUCAGGGCCUGAUCAACCAAGCUGUUGCUGCUGGUGAGGUGGUGCAAGUUUAGUGUAUUAUAUGAUUGUGAAUAUACACUUCUGGGUUUUAUAUUGAUGUGUGUUUGUAAAGACCAUAUAUACCUACAUAUAUUCACAUAUAUACUUGUACUUCUGAUUUUUAAUAAAAUAUCACUUUUAA